Messenger RNA from Esox lucius (northern pike), 2671 nucleotides. RefSeq names its product elongation factor for RNA polymerase II 2 (gene ell2). Bases 22 to 2094 code for a protein of 690 amino acids. Gene Ontology annotation, molecular function: cis-regulatory region sequence-specific DNA binding. The record is from RefSeq and is a predicted model, not a curated record. Gene Ontology annotation, biological process: snRNA transcription by RNA polymerase II; positive regulation of transcription elongation by RNA polymerase II; transcription elongation by RNA polymerase II. NCBI's taxonomy places the organism in Eukaryota, Metazoa, Chordata, Actinopteri, Esociformes, Esocidae. The transcript has 12 exons. Gene Ontology annotation, cellular component: transcription elongation factor complex.
UAGCUAGCUAGGUAGUUUCUUAUGCUUGGACGUCAGAGGGACGAUGGUGGAGGUCUGGUAAAGAUGGCGGCGCUCUCCGAGGAUGGGAGGUAUGGACUAAAUUGUGGCCGACGGAAUGCAGACCAAGUCACCGUAUUGCACGUAAAAUUGACAGAGACAGCUUUCAGAGCGAUAGAGAGCUACCAAGCUUCCAAGAAUGUACCAUCCUCACGGCCAACAAUACAAUUCAAGGGGCUCCAAGGGCGUAUUAAGAUCCCAAGGACGGACUGUCCGGAUGGAUCUCAGAACUUUGACUUCUACUUGUCCAAUGUGGGGAAGGACAACCCUCAGGGAAGCUUUGAGUGCAUCCAACAGUAUGUGUCCAGCUCAGGGACCCACCACCUGGUGUCCUUGGGAACAGUCCAGGACAAAGUCACCGUGUGUGCCACCAACGACUCCUACCAGGUGACCCGGGAGCGCAUGGCGCAGGCGGAGGAGGACAGCCGAAAACGGGGAACCAAAGUCCUCAAGCCUGGGGGCCAGUUCAGAGGUAAGAAAGUCCAGAUCCGCAAACCGGCCCCAUCAGCCCCUGACCCCGUCCCAGAGCGCAAACGCUCGACGCCCAUCAACCCGGCCAACACCAUACGCAAGUGCCUUGCCAACAACCCUGUGUCUCAGCGGCCUUAUCGUGACCGUCUUGUCCACCUACUGGCACUGCGCUCCUACAAGAAGCUGGAGCUGCUGGCCAGGCUACAGCGUGAUGGGGUCAGCCAGAAGGACCGCAGCUCUCUUGGGAGCACUCUGCAACAAGUGGCCAACCUGAACCCCAAAGAUAACUCGUACUCCUUAAAGGACUUUGUGUACCGUGAGGUGCAGAGGGACUGGCCUGGCUUCUCUGAGGAUGACCGCGGUCAAAUCAAUGGGAUCCUCGCCCGAAAACUGGGCCUCCCCACGGAGGCCCUUUCCUCCAGCAGUUCUCCCAAAGAUGGUCAACCAGGUUCCCCACAGAAGUGCCAACCUGAGUUACCGAGUCACUUCACUGACCCCCUGAUGCCUAAGAAGCCCCGCAUCUCCCAUGUCUCCAGCCAAGGGCCCGCCACGGCCCCCGCCCCUAUCCCCACCUCGUCCUCAAGAGAGCGCCGCUGCCCCCCAAAAGAGGAUGAGGGCCAUCACAGCGCCAGCAAGCGCUCGUCUCUCCCGGCUAGCGCCAACGCUACGGCUGGCCUGCCCCUCAGCCAACCCCCGCCUGGCUCCCAGCUGCCCGCUUCCCAUCGCCCUGCCCCGUCGCAUCAGCCCGGCCCCGGAUCCAACUCCAACUCCCCCAGCACGCCCGAGGGCCGCGGCACCCAAGACCUGCCCCUUGACCAGAGCUCCACCUGCCUUGACCCCUCCUCACCAGGCACCACGCCCAGUCCUCCGGGCAGGACCGCUGACCGUGCCGCUAUUUCCGCUUCGUCGUCCUCCACCGUUGUCCCGCCUCCCUCGCCUAGCGGCAGUAAAAAGUCCAGUAAGAAGUCAAAGAAGCACAAAGAGAAGGACAGGAAGAAGGAGAAGGAAAGGCGCAAGGAAGGACACGGCAGCACCGUUGCGGGCUGUAACCCCCCAGUGGUGCCGGCGGAGGAUGGGCAGAGGCCCAGAAAAAGACACCGCACAGAAGGAGAGGACAGACGAACGCCCGUCAUCCCAGCCAAGAGCCCGGUCUGCUCGGAUGAAGACACUAAAGAGAGGCCAGUCCACUCCACAGAGCUCUCCUCUACCACUGUUAUGCCAGAUUACAUAAGUAAGUACACCGCAGUGGCGUCCCUGGACCAGAGGCAGACCUACAAGGACGAAUUCAACGCAGAGUAUGACGAGUAUCGAGUCCUGCAUGCCCGUGUGGAGAACAUCACCCGUCGCUUCACCCAGCUAGAUGCCCAGUGCAGGAGGCUGCAGCCCGGCACCAAGGAAUACCAGGAGGUACAUGAAGAAGUGUUGCAAGAGUAUAAGAAAAUGAGACAACAUAGUCCGAACUACCAGGAAGAGAAGCAGCGUUGUGAGUACCUGCACAACAAGCUGGCCUACAUCAAGCGCCUCAUCGCUGACUUUGACCAGCGCCGGGCCCAGUCCUGGAGCUGAAGCGCCAGUUUCAAGAACAGUGUUGAUGUGGCCUAAGGAGUAGGCGGAGAAAGGGGGAAUCCAACUGGUUUUUAUUUAUUCAGACUCCGCCCCCCCCCCACCCCCGACUCUGCCGCCACUGCCUCCUCCCCACCCCUUCUGUUUCCUUACUUCCUACCUUCUGAUUCCACAGGUUGCACAGUGCAGCCUCUAGAAAUCUUCUGAUUCUCACUUCCCCCGCCCUAGUUUUCCCCACAAGUGUUUGUCCUGAAGCUCCUCUUGAAUGCUACAACACUGGUCUAGAGGGAGUUGCAUGUGUGUGGGUCGGGGGGGGGGGAGGGGCAGGGGGGGGGUUGAAAUACUUAACUCUUCUAGCUUUUGAAAGACUUUAUCCAAAAAAGAUGAACAACAAAAAAAGUAAACUUAUUUUUUCAAAGCAGAGAAAAUAUUAUACUUACACUUCUAUUUAAGUUAAAAAAAAAAAAAAAAAAAGAGGGAGAUCUAUUUAUUUUGGACAGUUAGUAUGGAGUGGUCCGCAGAUGAUUUAUUGUUUAAAAAAAAAAAUUAUGUAUCUUUUCCGAAAGCAAUGCAAAAAAAA